Molecule: messenger RNA, 1902 nt
Organism: Stylonychia lemnae
Lineage: Eukaryota; Ciliophora; Spirotrichea; Sporadotrichida; Oxytrichidae
Source: the annotation of a GenBank genome assembly
AUGUCAUCAAGCAAGACUCACAGAAAUCAAUCAAAUGUCAAGUUAAGCGGUAAAACUCUAGAUGAAUUUGAAAAGCUUUAAAACUAAAUAUUGAAAGAAGUUGACCUUAAGUAUAUGAUACAAGAUAAUCCAAGAAAUGUCAGAGAUCUGGUAUCUGCAAGUGUAAAGUAAUUAGGAAAGAGAAAUAGUUCCACUAAGAAUGGAAUGAACAGGAUUUUCCCUUCGUAUUCAAAUCCUAUGCUUAUUUAGUACAAUUCAAAUGAAGAUCUUAGAAGUGAGAUUAAAAAUGACUUGAUAGACCAUUUUGAUAGCAUUGAAAAGCUUCAGUUAAAACAGUAACAAUUGCUUGAUGAGAAUAGGCCAUUAAAUUCUAGAAACACCAACCAAUAACUAAAUGCCAAUAAGAAUUGCCCUAACUGCUAAUAUCUCAAUGAUACACCACAGGUUAACAUCAAUAUAAGCAUCAACAUAUAAAACAAUACUAAAGAUAGAAUUGAAUAGGAACAGCAUAGUACACUACUUAAGAAGCGAUAAAUCAUGACAUAAAGGAAUGAGUUGGAGGAAAGAACUGAUCAAGAUGAUAAAGAUGAAGAGUAGCGAGACUAAGUGCAUUCAAUUUUGUAAUCAGUAAAUCAAAGCAAUGGAAAACUUUAAUUAAUACCAUUUAAGGCAUACAGCUCAGAAACCUAAAUUAGUAAGCCAAACUAAAAUACAUCUACCAAUAUAAUGCAAUCAUAAAAUUCCAAUGCGAAUUUACUAUUUGAGAAUAGCCAAAUUCAACAUUUUCACUCAGAAAUCACAAUACCUAAUUCUCGACAUACACCCAAAAGAAUCAGAUCUAAAUCCUUUUUCGACGAGAGUUAAGCAAAAAGAAACUGGCUUAAGAUUUCUAAUGCAAUAAAAGGUAUUAAUUUGCUCAGGAGAAAUAUUGUCAAGACUCUAUAGGACCCUGAUGAGAUAGUUGAAGAUAUAAAGAAUUCUCCAAGAAGGAGAAGAACUUCUUAACUCGCUUCAUUAACAUCAAUAAAUCUAACAAGAACUGUAUUAGAUGAUAGGAGAAAUUAAGAAAGAUUUUUUGACCUGAUAGAGGCUGGUGGGGAAAAAAAUCUAAAGAAAAUCUAGCAAGAAAUUGAUGAAGAUCCAAAAAGGUAUAUCUAUGAUGUUAAAGAUCCCUGUCAUCUUAUUAAUAAACAUAAUAGAAUGUAUCAAACUCCACUCUAUGUUGCAUGUAGAAAUGGGAAUUUAGGAGUGGUACAAUUGCUUAUAAAUCAAUAAGCAGAUCCUCAUUUAAAGAGUUAAAUUGAUAAGAGAGAGUGGGAAUCAAUCCUCUAAGUUACAGCUCGUUGGAAUCAUUAUAAACUUUACGAAUACCUUUUGAGUAAUAUAAAAUGGACCAAAUAAGAAAUUAAGGAAGUUUUGAAAACUGGCGGUUCAAAAUUUGAAAUGCUCAAUGAGGUUUAAAUCGCUGAAAUCAGAGAGGUCUUCACUUUAUUCGAUAAAAAUUCUGAUGGUUAUGUUAACACCAAUGAACUAGGGACUAUUGUUAGAGGUCUUAACUUAAACCCAACUGAAGCUGAGGUAGUUGAAAUGAUGAGAGAUGUUGAUCCUAAUAAUACUGGAAGUUUCGAUCAAAAUUCUUUGAUAUCAUUAAUUGCAAGAAAGGGGAAAAGUAAUGAGACUCUUGAAGAAAUGAUUGACAUGCUGAAAGUUUUGGUUGACCCAUCUGAUGAUAAAGAAAAAGAAAAGAUGAAGCUGUCAGUGGAGUAGUUUAAGUUUAGCAUGAUGAAUCUAGGAGAAAAGAUGCUAGAACAUUAGAUAGAAGAGAUCUUAACAGAUAGUGAUCUAGUAUUUGAAGACUCUAUUUUGAUUGAUGAGUUUGCAAAAUACAUUAUGAGUAGAUGA